AUGCGGCACAGGAACGAGCGGUACGCCUUCGCGGGCGAGUUGGUAUUCAUGGACAAGCAGACUACCAUACCGUUCCUUGGGGCACUCAAACCACGUCAGGUUCAGGAGAUGCGGGGGGAGGCCAAGGGUCUCGGCAGUACGAUGGGCAAGAAGCCGUUCCAGCAGCCGCCCCAGCGUCAUCGUCAGGACCAUUGCGGCGGUGGAGGCCUCGGUGGCGUGAUGGCCAACUUCAACAAUGUCAUGGAGGACAUCCAGAGCGUCGGCGAGAUGGCUUCCCUGGCGACGCAGAAGGCGCAGGCCAAGCAGGCGCGCGAAAGCGCUGCUGAGCAAGGCCCUGCCAAGGAGCUGGCCCAGGCGCUGGCGGCCGUGGUUCGUCCUGCGGCCGCGGCGGCGCCGAACGACAGCCGGUUGGAGGGCACGGUGGAGCGCCUGGCGGAGUUCGCGCUGCCUGGCUCGGGGGCGUCUGGCUCUGCUGGCAUCGACGUCCCCGAGGUCAAGCGCUUGCGUGCCGAUCUUGAUGCGUUGACCAGCCGCGUGGACGCCCAGUCCAAAGCCAUCUCCGAGAUCAAGGCGGUCAGCACCGAGAACCAGGUCGUCUGUAAGCAGACCCAGCACCUGAUGUCGAGGCCCAUGGACAAGUUUGAUCGUAUCCAAGCCCCUGGUGGUGGUCGUGUUGGAGACCAUGCAGGUCCUCCAGCGGAGGAAGGGGCUCUCGACCCGUUCUUCCAGCAGCAGGUUCCCUUCGUGGCCCACACGGGGGUCGCGCCGAUCCUCGGUGUCCAGGGCAACGCGCAGUUCAAGGGUAUGAAGGAAGGUUACCCGAGGGAUGGUAUUCCGUACGUGACUUUGUGGGAGUCGGUCGCCAAGCUUAAGAGCUUGGAUCAGUGGAGGAAGAAGUUGGUUUCUCUUGGUUCCGAGAACGAGGCCGUCCAGGACCUGGAUAAGGGCGGCAUCGGGACCUACCUCUUUCGCUUGCUGACGGCAGACGGCGAGAUCGCCGGUGAUGCUCUACAGCCAGCCCCGUCGGCCGCCUGA
Molecule: messenger RNA, 1035 nt
Organism: Prorocentrum cordatum
Lineage: Eukaryota; Dinophyceae; Prorocentrales; Prorocentraceae
Source: the annotation of a GenBank genome assembly